Molecule: messenger RNA, 1789 nt
Organism: Sitophilus oryzae (rice weevil)
Lineage: Eukaryota; Metazoa; Arthropoda; Insecta; Coleoptera; Curculionidae
Exons: 1
Coding region: 305-1531 (408 amino acids)
Biological process (GO): spermatogenesis
Molecular function (GO): myosin light chain binding
Source: RefSeq, a predicted model, not a curated record
ACCUCUUGACAACCUUGCAUUUCGCAAGUGAAAUUCUCAUCAGCCGCAUUACUAUGACAUUUACUAAAGCGCGAAUUCUUUAAAUCUUUGAAUCCAUCGAAAUAUUAUUCAUCUUUCAACAGAAAUAGGUUGUUGGUAUUGAUGAAACUCGUUACCAAGCCGUUGUCAAGGUACACACUGACAUAAUGUCGCUUAACCUAUAUACCUAUCGAUCUUACUGGCAGUAUUUUUAAACACGACCUUUAUUUUACACCAAAAUUAUCAGAAUGUGAGUCGAAAUUGAACGAAAACUUCAAAAAAAAUCAUGCCGACCAAAAGUUUUCUGGUUAAAGCCGAACUAACCAUACAUAAACUCUCUUGUCCCGGAGUUUGGCUGUGUUCCAAUGGAAAAAUCUCCUUGCAACUAGGGAUGCUGGACUCUAACAUCCAGACAGAAGCUUAUAAACCAAUAUUCCCCAUGUUAUUCGACGAAAAAUUCAUCUUUUACAAAACAUUUCUGAAAGAAAGAAGAUUAGGUGAGUUACAACGAAGCCUCUACCGAGAAAAAUUCCUCGUCGAGAUGAUUCAGUGGAAAAAUUGUGAUGAAGGUGUGGUCCUUGCCAAUUACAAGACUUCCUUAGAUGAAUUGCUUUAUCCCAGUUCAUUCAGAAAGACAGAAUUAACGGGAAAUAACGUGGAUGUACUCAUGGAACCGACUAAACUCUUUCCAGGGACCAUCGCGCCAAAACUCCAACUCAAAACCAAGACUACCAUUGAAGAAACUUACUCAGAGGUUAAUCCUAAGAUAUUUCCUAAACCUACGAUGGGUCAUCACCAAAAAUAUCAUUGCAAUGGUCAAAUAUCAGCUAGGAAACUUCAUCCGAAGAAAGUGUGUCAUACUGUGGGCUACAGCAAGGCUCUGCAAAGAUGUCCUAAAACUAACAAAGAUAAGAGACCUAUUUUUAUGUACAGAAGACCAGAAGAUGAUUUAAUUCUUCGAACAAACCCGAAUAAGGUGAUUAAAGAUGACAUGAUUAUGACAAAUAGAGACUUAAAAAGCUUGAGAAAGAAGAAAGAGAAUGUUUGUAUGUACCAGUGUUCGGAAAAUGGAGAUACUUGUUACUGUAACAAGUCAGUGCCUAUGUCUCAAGAACCUAGCACUAAAACCAGUUUUGUUAAAACUGUUCAGCCAAACAAAAUUCGAAGAUCUUCACAAACUUAUCCAUGUGAUUCACAGUACGAGUCAUGUUUAUGUACUAUUUGUGAAAAAUACGAAUGUACGUUUUUUGAAAAAAAUAAUCUCCAAAAGGAUAUGGUUUCAGAAAGUACUCAAGAAGAUGAUAAUUUGUGUCCGCACUGUAGAGAAUACAGCUCGAGGAACUACCAGUGCUAUGAAUCGGAUAACGCAUCUGAAAAAAAGGUGUGUUUUUGUUUGCCGAAAAAGAAGACAGCCAAACUGGCUAGGAAGUUACAAAAUAAGAUUAGAAAUACUGUUCAAAACGGUGCUAGUUCUUUAGAAAAUUGUUUAAGAGAUUGCGAGGUGAGCGAUUAGAAUAAUAUUAGAAAAAAGGUUUGUUAAAGUUUAUUGAAGCACAACCUAGUAACACGAAUAUUAACUAACAGUUAUUUUUGACUUUAUACAUAUUCAUCAUAUUAUACAGUGUUGUAAUAUACAAAGUUAUGCAAAUGUAUGUAAUAUACAGAAAAUAUAUUUAAUAUACAGAUACACCUUUCGCAUCAAGAACCAUAAUAAUAUUUCUGAUUUAAAUUAGGUGCAUAAGAAUUUCAUAAAUAACCGAAAAUAUUUAGU